This is a messenger RNA of Psylliodes chrysocephalus, 1297 nucleotides long. Lineage: Eukaryota; Metazoa; Arthropoda; Insecta; Coleoptera; Chrysomelidae. The record is from the annotation of a GenBank genome assembly.
AUGAAAUUCAAUGAUACCCUUCAGUUUAACAAUUUAGAAGACAUCGUAAAAGCCGGUUUUGUUUUACCGAUUUCAAUAUUGGCAAACAUUCGUAAUUUUUGCUUCUUCUUACACCGAAAUGAGUUCUUCGAUUCCUUAGCUUUAUUGGAAGAUGAUAUUUUUCAACCACUUGAUUCUGAUGAAAUUUUUAUGGCUAACCGGAUGAUAAAACAAUACUCUCUUUUUAAAACUGUUUUGUAUUCAUCAUCUAUUUUACCUUCUUUUGGGUGUCCCAUAAGUAGAAUCCUCUUUGGAAUCGAUUCAGCUGAGAAGGCAAAUAUGGCCAAAUCAAGAAAAAAAAAACUAACUGCUGUCAAUCCAGGCAUGGUUGAAAAGAGCAAAGUAGAGGAGUUUUCCAGUGAAUACUACAAAGCUAAAAGGUUCAGCAGAGAAGGCAAAUAUGGCCAAAUCAAAAAGAAAAAAACUGCUGUCAAUCCAGGCAUGGUUGAAAAUAGCAAAGUAGAGGAGAGUCGGGAUGAAUUUAAUGAAAAAGUUUUAAUAAUUUUAUUAUUCAUAGGUAAUAAAUUUCUUAAAUGUAGUAAGUGUAACAUAUUAUUAUUAUUAUUAUUAUUAUUAUUGUGUUUUAGCGUUCAGUUAUUGAGACACAGAAGCGAAAUUAAAAAAUGUGGACAACUUCAUGGAUAUCGAUGGAUGUACUUAAAAUGUCUCCAAAAAAAUCUUGUAGUCACCCAAGAUAUCGACAGAGAACUGCUUGGAUUGUUAGAUCCGGAAGGUGUGGAAAUUAGAAAACGAUUAAGACGUCGACAAUAUCACAAUAAAGGUCCAAACUAUUUAUGGCACAUUGAUUCAUACGAUAAACUAAAACCAUAUGGAAUUUGUAUUAAUGGUUGCAUUGACGGAUUUUCUAGACAUAUAAUUUGGCUUCGAGCGGGACCUACAGCUAGUGAUCCAAAGGAGGACCUCAACGAAGUUGUUAUGGAGUGGAAUGUGCAUAAAAUAAGUAAAUCUAGAAAUAGUAUAGCACCUACUGGAAGACCUGCAAUAAUGUUCGACAUAUCGUCUCUUUAUGGAGCAAAGAACUAUUGUGUUGAAAUUACAAAUUUUUCUGUUGAUUCCCUUUUCGAUCACUGCACAUUCAACGAAUAUCCAUGUGACAAAGACAUAUUAUUUGUGCAGAAUUUUAAUUUCAGAAAACAGAUACCCACCAGUGAAAGAUCAUAAUUCAGCAUUAUAUUUAUACAUACAAUUAAGAAAUUUAAUUUUAUUAUUAAUUAAUUGACUUGUUACUUUGUAUCGA